UUGCUGGUUUGGUCGAGAGGCUGGUGAAAUUCAUAGCAACCUGGAGAACAGCGGUUCAAUUCUCAUAGCGGUUGUGACCGAAGCCGUUUCCGGUCAAAGAAAGUUCCCAGCGGAUUUCAAAUUUGGUGUUGGCACAUCGUCGUACCAAAUCGAAGGAGCGUGGAACGAAGAUGGCAAGGGCGAAUCGAUCUGGGACCAUCUGGUGCACAACUAUCCGGAAAAGGUUGCCGAUCGUUCCACUGGAGAUGUUGCCUGCAACAGUUAUCACAAUUGGAAACGUGACGUUGAAAUGGUGCGAGAGCUAGGGGUCGAUAUUUAUCGGUUUUCAAUCGCCUGGCCUAGAAUAAUGCCGUCCGGUUUCGGCAACGAUAUCAAUCAGGCUGGUAUCGACUACUACAACAAUCUGAUUAACGAACUACUAAAAUACGGGAUCCAGCCAAUGAUCACAAUGUAUCACUGGGACCUUCCUCAGCGACUGCAGGAUAUCGGUGGAUGGACCAAUCGGGAGAUCAUUGAUAAUUUCGUCGAAUACGCUAGGGUAUUGUUUGAUAACUACGGUGAUCGAGUCACGAUAUGGACCACCAUUAAUGAACCUUAUCAAAUUUGUUUACCUUCAUACGAGUAUGACGGAAUGGCUCCGGGUUACAGUUUUCCUGGUGUUCCCAGUUAUCUAUGUAUCCACAACGUAUUGUUGUCUCACGCAGAAGUCGUUCAUCUGUAUAGGACUCAGUAUCAACCUACUCAGAAAGGUGUGAUUGGGAUGGUUUUUGAUGCUUCUUGGUCAUAUCCAAACAGUGACUCAGCAGAUGAUCAAGAAGCCUCCAAAACAGCAAUGAGGUUUAACUUGGGUUGGUUCGCAAAUCCCAUAUUCCAUGGAGACUAUCAUCAAUGGAUGAUCGAUCGAGUUGAUGAAAAUAGUCGGAAGGAAGGAUUCAUUACUUCCCGUCUGCCGAAGUUUACUGCUGAGGAAAUGGUCAAGUUGAAGGGAUCCACCGAUUAUUUCGGUCUUAACACCUACACGUCCUACAUUGUGUACAAAAACACAGAUCCCAAAAGCUUUCCGAAGCCUUCGUUUUUAAACGAUAUGAACGUCCAGAGCUAUCAAAAUCAGUCCUGGGGAGAGUCCGGCUCCAGUUGGCUGCGAGUGAACCCGGAUGGAAUGUACCGUUUACUAAAUUGGAUCCGUACCGAAUACGACAAUCCGAUUAUCUAUGUUACUGAGAAUGGAGUCAGCGAUCGGGGAGGAACUAGAGAUGUGGCUCGUGUUAAGUACUAUAACGAAUAUCUGAAUGCCGUUCUGGAUGCCAUGGAAGAUGGAUGCAAUGUUAAAGGUUACGUAGCAUGGAGUCUAAUGGACAAUUUUGAAUGGAGAGCUGGGUUGACUGAGCGUUUCGGACUGUACUAUAUAGAUUUUACCGAUACGGCUAGGACAAGAAUAGCUAAGAGUUCGGCAAGAUCAUACGCCAACAUUAUCAAAACGCGCAUGAUUGAUCCAGAAUUCAUGCCGGAGCCGGAAGUGUUUGUUCCCGAUAAUUGA
Molecule: messenger RNA, 1537 nt
Organism: Uranotaenia lowii
Lineage: Eukaryota; Metazoa; Arthropoda; Insecta; Diptera; Culicidae
Product: myrosinase 1-like
Exons: 4
Coding region: 290-1537 (415 amino acids)
Biological process (GO): carbohydrate metabolic process
Molecular function (GO): beta-glucosidase activity
Source: RefSeq, a predicted model, not a curated record